CCAUGCGUUAUGUCUAUGGAAUCUAGCACCCGGUAUUCGGUAUUUCAUUGCAUUUUAUUUCAUCUUUCCUGAGUGUUCGAUAGUUCUUGAAAAUUUAAAAAAUUUUCGCACUAUUGCAUUUUUCAUAAAAAAAAAAUAUAUAUUAGCCAAAAAUAAUAAAUAAACAGUCUUAGCAUUAUUCAAUGGCCUUAUUAUCAAGAAAUAUAUUUGAAAUUUCAAAAUACACUUUAAUAUUAUCACGGCGCCUGAUACAUAAUAUUGUUGAUAAAACCAAUCAAUCAGAAGCAGUAAUACGAAAUGGACCCUUAGACGAUGAUUUUGUAGUACCGAAUGGGCCUUUAGACGAAGAUCUUCCCAUUAAAAUGGAAAGAAAUCCAUUUGAGAAAGAAAAAAAAUUAUGUGUUUUAUGUAGAUUAAACAUAACUCCUGAUUGGAAAAACGUACGACUAUUGUCACAAUUUCAAAGUGCAUACACUGGAAGAAUUUAUGGGCGUCAUAUAACUGGUUUAUGUAAGCAUAAGCAAGAAUUAGUUGAACGUGAAAUUCUCAAAGCACAAAAUUGUGGUUUUAUGAGUUUUUACUAUAAAGAUCCUAAUUUCUCAUACGACCCAAUGCUUUUUGAUCCUAAUAAUCCAUUUAGACCACACAAAUAUUAGUGAAAAGAACUUUCUAUAAUUGAAUUGUAACUUAAUUUGACGAUUUUCUUUUUUUCUAAAAUACUAGACACAAUAAAAAGAAAAAAAAACA
This is a messenger RNA of Microplitis demolitor, 747 nucleotides long. RefSeq names its product 28S ribosomal protein S18c, mitochondrial (gene mRpS18C). The transcript is spliced from 3 exons. The record is from RefSeq and is a predicted model, not a curated record. Gene Ontology annotation, cellular component: ribosome; mitochondrial small ribosomal subunit. Gene Ontology annotation, molecular function: small ribosomal subunit rRNA binding; structural constituent of ribosome. Bases 183 to 656 code for a protein of 157 amino acids. NCBI's taxonomy places the organism in Eukaryota, Metazoa, Arthropoda, Insecta, Hymenoptera, Braconidae. Gene Ontology annotation, biological process: mitochondrial translation.